UUCCCUCGUUGGAUGAUGGGCGUGCUGAGCGCUAUAAACCCCUGUGAUGUCAGCAGACUAUUCAGUCGUGUUGCUGGGGAAUCUAUUGUGCGGCUGUGGUUUCGGAGCUGCGAUUUAUUUGCUGCCACAUCUAACCGUGAACUGUGCGGACCGAUUGGAUUUACUAGUGACACAAUGAAACUGAAUGUGGAUCCCGGCCGUGGUACCUUGCUGCUGCUGUGCUGCCUACACUCGCUGAUUCCUUUCUGUGCAGCUGAUGAUGAUGAAGAUGACUGCCAUAAACCUGGCUGCUCCCAAGGGACAAGCUGGGUGAAUCUAUGGUACGUCUGGCUGAUUCUGGUGACCAUAUUUUUGCUUCUGCUCUGUGGGACUACAGCAAGUUGCAUCAAGUUUUGCUGCAGGAAAAAGAAGCCGCCUGUGCAGACCUUUCAGAAUCAUCCCUGCGAAGUGACUGUCAUUGCCAUAGAUAACGACAGCACCAUUCACAGUACUGUUACCUCCUACAGCUCUGUGCAGUAUCCCCAUAUGUUCCCAUUUGCUGACCCUGAUCGAAGUGCAAUGUCCCCUCCCGCCUACAGCCUGUAUGCCAUGGAACUACCUCCAGCUUAUGAAGAAGCCAUUAAAAUGGCCAAGACCAACAGUGAAGCUGGUCCCUCUGCUUCAGCCCCAAAACUUGAAGGCAUUAGUGAGCAAGAGGGGACAGAAGAUGAGCCAGAUCAACAGGCUGGGCAGCGAACCAUCUCAGAUGUCACUGAAUCACCACCCUGCUAUGAGGAGUCAGAAUCUAGCCAGGGACAGAGCCAGUCACAGCUAACUAUAGAUUAGGAACUUGUUCUUCCCAGAGCUUGGCAUGUAUGACAACGAUCAUGUUCUGCUGCAGUUGCCAACAGGGGACAUCCAGUCUGUUUAUAGUUAUAUCACCUACAUAUAAGGCAUUGACUUUCUAAAUAACACACCCUUCUGCUCUGUUUCAAGUAUUAGAGGAGUAGAUACCUGAAAAGUUUAAUUAGUCAUUGGCAAUGGUUGCAGAUCCCAACUAUUUGGGCAGAGGAAUACUGCGGCAGACUGUUUCCACAAAAGUCUUGGUGGCUCCCAAUUCCCUACUGUGGUGGGUGCAUUCAGAAAACUAAACUUCAAUGUUUGCUCUGGGAGAAAUGGAAUUCUGGCUUUGCACAGGAUAAGAUAAAAUUCACAUACUUUAUAUUCUAGCAGAUUUACAAGGCCUAGAAGCCACCUGUGUCUCUCAAAAGAUUCUAGGAGCAAACUUUGAGCAGUAGCUGGAGUGCCGCAGUUCUGCAUUUUGCUAGUAUGUUGUAGAGCAAGACCAGUUGUUAAAUGGAUAGGGGUGUUGGUUCAGUCAUAAGGGUAUAUGUAAGCUGAUGUUUUCUGCAGUUGCCUUGAGAUGGUUGGAGUAAUGGCUUAAUAGUUCCUGCCUAUGAGUGUCCUUCUUGCAGAAGGAUUAUUUUAUUUCUAGCAAAUUGCUGGUGUAAAAAAAAAAAAAAACCUUGUUGCUACGCAACAAUCUUCUCAUUCAGAUGUAUGUUACUCAAUGCUUUGUAUAUAUUUUUUGAAAUCUAAAUGAGUAUUGAGGGCUGAAGGGAUAAUUGCUCACCCCUGCUGCCACUCAGAGUUGGUGUAAAAUAAGGUGUUAAACUAUAUCCUUUUACUUGCUUAAGGUAUGUAUGUCAUUGUGUGUGCUGUAAUAUAUACGUUUUUUAAUUAAGUUGGUUCAACAAGCCAAAUAAAAAUCACAGUUGCUCAA
Messenger RNA from Xenopus tropicalis (tropical clawed frog), 1762 nucleotides. RefSeq names its product transmembrane protein 52 (gene tmem52). NCBI's taxonomy places the organism in Eukaryota, Metazoa, Chordata, Amphibia, Anura, Pipidae. The transcript has 5 exons. The record is from RefSeq and is a predicted model, not a curated record. The coding region runs from base 13 to 825 and encodes 270 amino acids.